AUCUUUAUGAUAUUUUUUACAAUCGAAUGUGUAAUUAUGCCAUUUUGAAUAUUCUGAAAACCAUAACACGAAUAUGAAAUAAAUUAUAAUUGUUAAUUUUUCAGCAUACUUAUAAUUAUUUUUGUAAAUAAAUAUAAAAAAAUUUACGGAAAAUUUAAUAGUUUAAAAAUUAUAAUUUUGUAUAAAAUUUUCAAUAAAAUUUUUUCCAAAUAUGUAUUUAGUUAUAUUUAAAGGUUAUAUGAUAUUUCUUAUUGUAUUUUUUAUUGCAUCUUUAUUAUAUGCAAAAAAAUGUGACUAUAUUUGUGAUACCAAUGAUUGUAAAACAUCCAUAAAUUAUUCAAAUAAUUUGCCUGCAAUUAAAUUUUGUACAAAUAAAGAUAUUUCUACAGAUGUUAAUUUUUCAAUAAUAGAUAACUUUCUUGGUAUCAUACAAAUUAAACUUAAACCACCAAAAAAUAUAUGUAAAUAUGAGCUUAUUUUAUUAGCAAAUGAAUCAAUCAAUGAAAAAAAAUGUAUGAAUUAUAAUUUUAAUAAUUCAUAUAAAAAUGAAAUACAUAGUAGAAAUAUUAUAUGUUUUGUUUCAAAUAAUAACCAAUAUCAGAAUACUGGAAUACUUGUUCCAUAUAUAUUUACAGCAUGUUAUUCUGUUCAAUUUUCUGUUAAUUUUCAAGAUAUAAAAAUGAUAAAAAAUAAUAAAUUUUUAAAAACUAAUUUUGAAAAAACAGAUAUAGAACCAAUAUUGCAAUGUACAUAUGAAUAUAUCGAACUUAAUAAUACAAACAAAUGGGUAUAUUUUGAUAUAUAUUCCCCUAUACCCAUAAUUACAGUUCAGAUAAAGUUGGGUAUAUUGUACAAUGAUAUUUGUUCUUUUAAUGAAGAAGAUGUUCCUGGUGGUUAUUGGAAUUUUCAUCUUUUGGAUAAUUAUUUAGAAAACAAUAAUCAUAACUUAAAUAUAACUUGGCAAACAAGUCUUGAAAAAGCCAACUAUUGUGCUACAAUAUAUUUAUGUGAUGAUAUAAGAUAUAAAAGUAAUACUUUAUGGUCACCACUUCAUAAAUGUUUUUGGCAUAAAAGUUGUCAAAAUAUAAAUACAAUAUUUCACAAUAUUCCAAUCAACAUUAAUUUUGAUAAAUUUUCUUAUUUCCCAAUUAUUAUUAUUAUAAUUUUAUUUACAAUUAUUGGAAUUAUAUAUCUUAUCUAUAUUAUAUAUAUUUAUAAAGAUAUUAAAAAAAAGGUAAAAUGGGAAGAUAUUAAUAUAAACAGAGAUAUUGUAUUGCUCUAUACUAAAGGUCCUGAAUCAUUUAUGGCACUAAUGACAGAUUUUCGAGAGACACUUAGUCAAGUUUGUCAAUGUAUUGUGCAUGAUUGGCAUAAUGGUAUAGAAUGGAAUAAUGUAGCUAAGAUUGGUGCUUUUGAUUGGUUUGCAAAAAUGCUUCACAAUGAAUGCCAUGUUGUUUGGAUAGAUAUUCCAAUAUUACGUUCAUUAAUUACACAAAAUCUUAACAAAAAUAAUAAUUCAGAACAAUAUAAUUUAAUAAAAAUUGGUGAUUUCCGUGACAUUGAACUUCCCAUAAUUUUUAAUUUAUCUAAACGAAAUAUUGAACAAUCAGCAAUAAAUCAGUCCAAACAUUUUAUUGUAAGAUUAAAAGAAUUUGAAAAUUUUGAAAAUGAUAAUGAUCCAUUUAUUGAUUUGUCUCCACAUAUGCGAUAUGUUUUACCACAAGAUUUAAACUUACUGUGUUCUAAUUUAUUAAAAAUGGAUAGAUAGUUAUUUAAAUAUAACAUAUGAAAGACAAAAUUUUAUAAUAAAGCAUUUAAAUUAUAUAUAAUUAAAUAUAUAAGAUAUAUAAUAUAUAUAGAUAUAUAGAUAUAUAAUUUGCUAAAUAUUAUUAUAAUUUUUAUAAUUGUAAUAAAUAAUAAAAAAAAAAUUGAGAUAAAGUAAAAA
Apis cerana (Asiatic honeybee) is the source of this 1945-nucleotide messenger RNA. RefSeq lists its product as uncharacterized. NCBI's taxonomy places the organism in Eukaryota, Metazoa, Arthropoda, Insecta, Hymenoptera, Apidae. The record is from RefSeq and is a predicted model, not a curated record.